Molecule: messenger RNA, 552 nt
Organism: Pochonia chlamydosporia 170
Lineage: Eukaryota; Fungi; Ascomycota; Sordariomycetes; Hypocreales; Clavicipitaceae
Product: ADP-ribosylation factor GTPase of the ras superfamily
Exons: 4
Coding region: 1-552 (183 amino acids)
Biological process (GO): vesicle-mediated transport; intracellular protein transport
Cellular component (GO): plasma membrane; cytoplasm
Molecular function (GO): GTP binding; GTPase activity
Source: RefSeq, a predicted model, not a curated record
AUGGGUCUCGCCUUUUCCAAGAUCUUCGACAAGUUGUGGGGGAAGAAGGAGAUGAGAAUUCUGAUGGUCGGUCUCGAUGCUGCCGGUAAAACCACCAUUCUGUACAAGCUCAAGCUUGGUGAAAUCGUCACCACCAUUCCUACCAUUGGUUUCAACGUCGAGACUGUCGAGUACAAGAACAUCCAGUUCACCGUGUGGGAUGUCGGUGGUCAGGACAAGAUCCGUCCUCUGUGGAGACAUUACUUCCAGAACACCCAGGGCAUCAUCUUCGUCGUCGACAGCAACGAUCGUGAUCGUGUCGUCGAGGCCCGUGAGGAACUCCAGCGCAUGCUCAACGAAGAUGAGCUGCGAGAGGCUAUCCUUUUGGUCUUUGCCAACAAGCAGGAUCUUCCUAACGCCAUGAACGCUGCCGAGAUUACCGACAAGCUCGGCCUCCACAGCUUGCGGCAACGCGCCUGGUACAUCCAGUCCACUUGCGCCACCUCUGGUGAUGGUCUGUACGAGGGUCUCGAGUGGCUCGCUACCACCCUCCGCAAGGCCGGCCACCAGUAA